GCCUCCAUCAAAAAGGCUUCAAAAGCUUCAAAAUCAAAGGAUGAUUAAACUGGUAUUAAUUACAUCUACGGUGUUGGUGCGAAUUGAAGGAAACGCCGCGGAUGAAGAAUUUUAUUUUUCUUAA
Messenger RNA from Acaulospora morrowiae, 124 nucleotides. The record is from the annotation of a GenBank genome assembly. NCBI's taxonomy places the organism in Eukaryota, Fungi, Glomeromycota, Glomeromycetes, Diversisporales, Acaulosporaceae.